GUGGCCUCGGAGGGUUCGCAUUUGCGGGCCUCCGGCGCCUGGGCCACCGACGCGGCCAACGCCGUUUGCCGGGGCGCCUGCCUGGCCCAGGUCAUCUCGCGGACGUCGGCCGACGCGCUCUUGAUUCAGGAGCGCGGGAGCCACUCCGAGCUCCAGCUCGCCUCAUCCGCGCGGGCGGCCUACCUUGGCGCGGCCCUGAAAAGCGGCACCCACGCGCGCAGCAUAUGGUUGUUCCACAGCCAGGGCAUCUCGGAGUCCAACCUGCAUGUCCUUGCCGAGGCUGCCGCGCUGCUGGGCCUGCUGUCUGGCCCAUGGGUGAUUGCUGGCGAUUGGAACGUCGCGCCGCAGAUGCUCACCGACGCUGGAUGGCUCGACGUCGCCCAGGGCCGCAUCGCCUCCCCCGCCAUCUCCGCGCGCAACGGCUCCACUUGCGAUUUCUUCGUCGUCAGUCGCAGCCUGGCGCGCGCAGCGCUCGGAGUCAGCCGGAUCGACGAUGGCGGAUUCACCCCGCAUUUUCCUACCAGGUGCCAGCGCCGCGGCCCCGGCCACGCCUCCGCUGGGAACCAGCUGCGGGGCGCCCCGCUGCGCGACGCGCAGGCGCGCCCUCAAUCGCCGCGGGUGGCAUGGCGAACAUGUUCGGCUCGUGAUUGCGAGACUGCUGCCGUGCUCGGGCUGCCGCGGCCCGCCGCUCACGACGAGGUCGUCCUCGCUCGCCACUGCUCCAGGGAGCGAGCAGCAGCGCAGCGGGUUGCUGGUGCCCCUGGCGAGUCGCCGGAAGCCUUCCUCGCCUGGGCUGCUGCCAUCUGUCGCGCGCGGCUGACUCGCGGGGCCUUUGCCCUGCGGGCGCCGGGUGCUAGGGCGGCGCAGCGUGCCCGGCGGAUCGAGGGCGCCGUGGCGGCCGCGCGCCCAGCCGCGCACCACGGCGCUAAGGCGGCGCCUGGCGGGGCCCACACGGCGCGCACUUCGGCGUCCGCUCCGAGGCGCCUGGCCUUCCGGCUCGCGCGGGGCCUCGGCGGCUCGGCGCGCUCGCCAGUCGGCGACCCGCACUGCGAGGAGGACGUCCCCGAUGCAGACCCGCUGGAGUUCGACGUCUUUGGUGCCAGUCGCGUCGAGGUCGCGCUGGGCGGCCGCGCCCGGGCCACCGCGGCGCCGCUGUCCGAGCAGGCUGCCCUCGACCGCGAGGCUCGCGGCUGGGCUGGCCAGCGGGCCGCCGGGGAGGAGCACCGUGAGCCGUGCUUUCCUGCGCGCCUGCUUUCGGCGCCCCAGCCGCUUGCGACGCGGGGCCUGGGCCAGGCCGUCGCGUCCUUCCCCGUCGGGGCGGGCCUCGGGGCAGAUCGCGUG
Prorocentrum cordatum is the source of this 1341-nucleotide messenger RNA. The record is from the annotation of a GenBank genome assembly. NCBI's taxonomy places the organism in Eukaryota, Dinophyceae, Prorocentrales, Prorocentraceae.